Messenger RNA from Colletotrichum spaethianum, 1047 nucleotides. Its product is annotated as L-lysine 2,3-aminomutase. Lineage: Eukaryota; Fungi; Ascomycota; Sordariomycetes; Glomerellales; Glomerellaceae. Gene Ontology annotation, molecular function: iron-sulfur cluster binding; catalytic activity. The record is from RefSeq and is a predicted model, not a curated record. The transcript is spliced from 4 exons. The coding region runs from base 1 to 1047 and encodes 348 amino acids.
AUGUCCAUUCGCUUGACGCCGUACAUUCUCAGUCGAAUCAACUGGGACAACCCCCGAAAUGACCCCAUCUUUCGCCAGUUCUUACCAACUAGGUCAUCAAUGUUGCCCGAUCACCCCAGACUGACGCUCGAUUCGUUGCAUGAACGGGCCGACUCACCUGUUCCUGGGCUUGUUCACCGGUACCGGGAUAAGGCUUUGUUUCUUCCUGUUUCCGUCUGCCCAACAUACUGCAUGUUCUGCACUCGCUCAUAUGCCGUGGGAGCUAACACAGAAACCGUGGAUAAGGACUCGUACAAACCUAUACUUGCUCGAUGGGAGAGAGUUUUUAAUUACAUUGAAAAUACUCCAGAAUUGGAGGACAUUGUGGUAUCUGGAGGGGACUCAUACUAUUUGGCUCCUCACCAAAUCAAGUUGAUUGGCGACAGACUGAUAUCUAUGCCCAACAUUCGUCGGUUCAGGUUCGCUUCCAAAGGCCUUGCUGUGUGUCCGACUCGGAUACUCGACCCAAACGAUCCUUGGGUCGACGCACUCGUCGCCGUCUCCGAUAAAGCCAAGAAGGCACGCAAGGGCGUGGCGCUCCACACCCACUUCAACCAUCCCAAUGAGAUAUCAUGGAUUACCGAAGAAGCCAGUCAGAAGCUCAACGAAGCAGGGGUUGUAGUGCGGAACCAGACAGUCCUGCUUCGGGGCAUCAACGACGACGUUGAAACCAUGUCGACUUUGAUUCGCAGGUUGGCCAACAACAACAUUGUUCCAUACUACGUCUAUCAGUGUGACAUGGUAAAGAAAGUAGAGCACUUGAGAACACCUCUGCAAACGAUUCUCGACCUAGAAUCAAGGAUCAGGGGUUCGAUUGCCGGCUUCGUGACGCCUCAGUUUGUGGUGGACCUGCCCCAAGGUGGUGGCAAGAGGUUGGCUUGUAGCUACGCAUCAUACGACCGUGAGACGGGGAUUUCGACAUACAAAGCGCCUUCAGUUACGGGUGGCGAAAAGGAGAACAAGGUGUAUGAGUACUAUGACCCAGUCGCCUCGUUUCUAGGCGAGUGA